AUGAGGAGGAAGAAGAGGAAAAUAAGGGGAAAACGAUAUGAGGCUGACAUGUGGGACACCCCUCCAACUCAGCAUAUUGUCCACACAAGCACGCCACAUCAGCCCGACAGGCGCGUUGUUCUAGAGGCACUGGAUGUUGAUUUAUUGCUAGAAAUGCAUUUUGUGGACCAAAUUGCUGAAUCUAAUCCAAAAAAAUUACCAAGUCUGGGAUAUUUUCCCCUCAGGCAUCACAAGAGAUGGCUUGCUGAGAAAAUAGGACCAGAUGCUGCAAAUAGUGAACAUGACUUCACAAGGAAGAUACUUGCUAUGGAUGCUAAAAACUACCAUGCUUGGUCCCAUAGGCAGUGGGUUCUUCAAUCAUUGGGUGGAUGGGAGAGUGAACUGCAGUACUGCAACCAGCUUCUUGAGGAAGAUGUCUUCAAUAACUCAGCUUGGAAUCAGAGAUACCUUCUGGUAACACGGUCACCAAUUCUUGGGGGCCUUGCGGCAAUGCGCGACUCAGAAGUAGAUUACACAGUUGAGGCCAUUAUGGUGAACCCUCAGAAUGAAAGCCCCUGGAGAUACCUCAGAGGUUUAUAUAAGGAUGAUAACAAUUUGCUGGUGGCUGAUAAUCGCAUUUCUGAUGCUUGCCUCAAGGUCCUGAAUAAGGAUUGGACAUGCGUAUUUGCUUUGAGCUUCUUGCUUGAUCUUCUUCGUAUGGGUUUGCAGCCUUCGGAUGAACUUAAAGGAACCAUCAAAGCAAUGGAGAACUCUGAUCCUGAAACGGGACAUGCUGAUAUUGCAGUAAUUGUCUGCUCAAUCCUGCAGAAAUGUGACCCCCUGCGGAUAAACUACUGGUCAUGGUACCAGACCACUCUUUCUUCUUAG
Molecule: messenger RNA, 867 nt
Organism: Triticum aestivum (bread wheat)
Lineage: Eukaryota; Viridiplantae; Streptophyta; Magnoliopsida; Poales; Poaceae
Product: protein farnesyltransferase/geranylgeranyltransferase type-1 subunit alpha
Exons: 5
Coding region: 1-867 (288 amino acids)
Biological process (GO): protein geranylgeranylation; protein farnesylation
Cellular component (GO): cytoplasm; protein farnesyltransferase complex; CAAX-protein geranylgeranyltransferase complex
Molecular function (GO): protein farnesyltransferase activity; CAAX-protein geranylgeranyltransferase activity
Source: RefSeq, a predicted model, not a curated record